Durusdinium trenchii is the source of this 1365-nucleotide messenger RNA. Lineage: Eukaryota; Dinophyceae; Suessiales; Symbiodiniaceae. The record is from the annotation of a GenBank genome assembly.
GACUACGACUUGCCGAAAGCAUACAACCGGCAUCUCGGGGAGCACUACGGAUACCUGAUAUCGAGAGGGGUUCCGUGUGUGGAUCCAAGCACGAUGACGAACCAGGUCUUCUACCACGAUCAAUUCCACAUGAUCGAGUGCUACCAGACCCUCAAAUGGGGCGUCGCCGUCUACUCCCGGCAUUGCGAGGGAGAUCUGCAGUUGAUGGAGUUCAUGUUCAGGUACCCUACUAUCUCGGAAGUUCGAGCUGCUGCUGACUUGACGCUUGCCGGAAGGCGAGCCGUGGAUCAAAUCGAACUGAGCCCGGCCGACAUUGUGGAUGCAGUUGACCAAGAGAUAAUGAAUUGGUUGCUGCAAGAGGAAGAGACGGAUGUCGUGCGCCUGAAGGAUACCAGCCACGUGCUGGCCCAGGAGAUGAACCCAGAUGACCUGUUGCGUUUGCCCAUUGAUGCAGAAGAAUUGGACGAAAGUGAGCACGAUGAGAGGCAUCGCAUCAUCAUGAAAGAGCUGUACCCAGACUUGCCAACUCCAAUGGGGGGCCAAGAACUUGUGGAAGAGUUCCCAUGGGAGGUCCCAGACGAAGGAGAUACGCUCGACUUCGAUGAGUGGGAACGGGCCCUUGAGGAGAAAAAGAAGAAUCCGGGUGCUAGCUCAUUCAUCCCGCCAGUUGAGGUGCCGCUUCCGCCGCCCAAGAAUGAGGAAGAGAGGGCUGACGAUGAAGCCUUUGCCGAUGUCCGCACCGAAAAGUCCUAUGUGAUUGUUGAACACCCCGUGGAGGAGCAACCAGAUUGGGACGACGAUGAUGCGGACUCGGCGGUCUACAAGUCCGCCAAGGGUUCAGAGGCCGAUGAAGAAGAGAAGCCCGAACCCAUGGAAGUCGAUGAAAAGGCCGAAGGGGAGCAGAAGAAGGGCGGAGAAGCUGAGGCGACCCAGGGCCAGGCCGACGAAGAAAGUGCCAAGGCCGAUGACGCCAAACCCAUGGAGAUCGAUCUGACUGGUGAGGAUGAUGCGGAGAAGGGAAAGCCGAAGGAGAAGCCCUCUGCCACGAAGCCCCAGAAGCCAAGCGUGCCGGAAGGUUCGCCGAAGCCUGAACUCACAGGGCUUGAAAAGGCCGCUGCUGAGGCCAAAGCUCACUACGAGGAACUGAGCUACAUCGACGAGAAAACCGGCCGAAUCGUGGUGAAAGGGGAGAAGGAAGAGCGGGACGCUCGAUUCAAGAAGUGGAAAGAAGCAGAGCGGCUUGCAAUUCGGCCCAAGGCGCAGCCGAAGCAGGUGAGGCGUCCUAAUCUGGAACCCACCUUGCGGGCGAUUGACACCGAAGAUCCCAGUAAGGAUCUCGAAUUUGCCCGGCUUCCGGGACAAGAG